GGCUGGGAGGGAUCUGCCACGUUCAAGAUGACCUUUUCAGCUGGGGGAGCCAUCGAGUUUGGGCAGCGCAUGCUGCAGGUAGCAUCUCAAGUCUCCAGAGGUGAAAUACCCAACGGAGCUUAUGGCUAUUCCUAUAUGCCAAAUGGAUCCUAUGCUUUCGCACCAGCUGCAGCUAAUGGGGGCUAUCCAUACCCACCACCUCCUCCUGAGUUUUAUCCUGGCCCCCCUGUGGUGGAUGGCAACACAGGUUACAUGCAGCUGCCACCCCCACCAUACCCAGGGCCCAUGGAACCCCCCGUCAGCGGACCAGAUCUGCCGGCCACUCCCGCAGCUGAAGCGAAGGCUGCCGAAGCCGCUGCCAGUGCUUACUACAGCCCAGUCAACCCACAUAACGUCUAUAUGCCCACGGACCAGCCACCCCCUCCUCCUUACUUCCCACCAGAGGACAAGAAAAACCAAUAAACUAACCGAGAACUCCGCAACUCAUUGCUUUCGUACUUCCCAUUUUGGCAGAAUCCUGGGGCGUGGUCCAUAGCGCUGAAGAGUGGAGCCUUCCCCCAAGGCACGCAGCUUUCAUGAACUCUAGUGGUAGAUAUGUGCAGAGCAAGGGGAGAGAGUCCAGCAGCCUGGGUUACCUCGCAGAGCUCUGAGGG
Molecule: messenger RNA, 653 nt
Organism: Tauraco erythrolophus (red-crested turaco)
Lineage: Eukaryota; Metazoa; Chordata; Aves; Musophagiformes; Musophagidae
Source: RefSeq, a predicted model, not a curated record